AUGGCUCCUCGUGGAAAGAAAAGAGCUGCGGAUGCUGGUAAAGAAGAGGCCCCAGCUGCGAAGGGAGGCACCGACGCCGGACAGGAACCUGUGGCAGAAACUCCUACAGCUGCUCCGGCAACGAAGAAGGUCAAAUCCGCGGGAAAAGCGUCCUUUCGGGUGAAAAUCGAGCACUGGUACAAGCGCAAUGCUGACCAGCUGGCCGAGGCAUUGCGGGCGGAGUUUCCUGACGUCACCGUGGAGACCGCUGUCGGGCGCAGGAACAGCUUUGAGUGCACCGUUGUAAAGGAUGAUGGGAAGGAAAUGUUGGUGUGGACAGGGAUAAAGAAGGGUCCACCUCGUAAGCUGAAGUUCCCUGAGCCUAGUGUGGUGGUGGAGGCCAUUAACAAAGAUCUCUAAAUGCUACAAAAGUCAGGCACUUCAUGACAGACUGACUGUGACCCACGUCUGGUGCCAAUGCGCCAAUGACGGGAGCGGCAGAAAGGUUCCCCCUGGCUUCUCCCUGAUGAUCAGCUCACCAAGCCUGGCUCACCUUCACUCUGUCGUGUUCUGGACUGCUCUUUUGUACUCUGUUAUUGUGCCCAUAGUGUAGAUGUUAGCACAUAGAGCUAGUAAAAAAAAGGUAACGUUAUAUAUGUAUAUUAACAGAUCGAACUUUCUAUUUUCAUAUAUUUUGUAACCACUACUGACCAAGAGAAAGAUUUCUGUAGAUUUUCUCUAGAAAACUUUUGUAGCACCAGUCAAGAUCAUGUUACACGUUUCAUGGUUUCCUAAAUGUAAAUGUUACAUGUAUGUAGACCUAACAUGAAGUUUAGGUGAUAGACUUAAUUAAAGCUCACAAACUGCCAUAUUUACUGUGGUAAACGGUAUACAUGGAUAUGUUCACCAUGUCUCCAUGCUUGGAAGAGGUAAUAAACUUAUAUUUUGUUAU
Branchiostoma belcheri (Belcher's lancelet) is the source of this 931-nucleotide messenger RNA. RefSeq names its product selenoprotein H-like. Bases 1 to 399 code for a protein of 132 amino acids. Lineage: Eukaryota; Metazoa; Chordata; Leptocardii; Amphioxiformes; Branchiostomatidae. The record is from RefSeq and is a predicted model, not a curated record. The transcript has 5 exons.